CUUCCGGCACGGGGGCGGGCCGAGCUCCGGAACCGGAAGUUCUCCCGAAGGGGGAGUCGCUAGGCACUGAGCUGUUGGCCUGUUUGGCUUCGCCGCCGCCGCUGCCAUGGGGAAACGACAGCACCAGAAGGACAAGAUGUACAUUACCUGUGCUGAAUACACUCACUUCUAUGGUGGCAAGAAGCCAGAUAUCCCACAGACACAUUUUCGCCGUUUGCCUUUUGACCACUGCAGUCUCUCUCUGCAACCCUUUGUCUACCCGGUCUGCACUCCAGAGGGCGUUGUCUUUGACUUGCUGAACAUUGUUCCAUGGCUUAAGAAGUAUGGGACCAAUCCCAGCAAUGGAGAGAAACUUGACGGGAAGUCCCUGAUCAAGCUGAACUUUGCAAAGAACAGUGAAGGAAAAUACCACUGCCCAGUGCUAUUCUCCGUGUUCACUGACAACACCCACAUUGUAGCCAUCAGGACAACUGGCAAUGUCUAUACCUAUGAGGCUGUGGAGCAAUUAAACAUCAAAGCCAAGUACUUGAGGGACCUGCUGACUGAUGAGCCCUUUUCUAGGCAAGACAUUAUCACCCUGCAGGACCCCACCAAUUUGGACAAGUUCAAUGUCUCCAACUUCUUCCAUGUGAAGAAUAACAUGAAAAUGACAGACCCAGAUGAAGAAAAGGCCAGACAGGAUCCAUCUUAUUAUUUGAAAAAUACAAAUGCUGAGACCCGAGAGACAUUAGAGGAGCUGUACAAGGAGUUCAAAGGAGAUGAGAUCCUAGCAGCCACCAUGAAGGCCCCUGAGAAGAGGAAGGUGGACCAGCUGAAUGCUGCCCACUAUUCCACGGGAAAGGUCAGUGCAUCCUUCACCUCCACUGCUAUGGUGCCUGAGACCACGCAUGAAGCAGCUACCAUUGAUGAAGAUGUAUUGCGCUACCAGUUUGUAAAGAAGAAGGGCUACGUGAGACUGCACACCAAUAAGGGUGACCUCAACCUGGAACUGCACUGUGACUUGACACCAAAAACCUGUGAAAACUUCAUCAAGCUCUGCAAGAAGCACUAUUAUGAUGGCACCAUCUUUCACAGAUCCAUUAGGAAUUUUGUGAUCCAGGGGGGUGACCCCACAGGCACUGGCACAGGUGGAGAGUCGUACUGGGGCAAGCCUUUCAAAGAUGAGUUCCGGCCCAACCUCUCACACACAGGCCGUGGUGUGCUCAGCAUGGCCAAUUCAGGGCCCAACACCAACAAGUCUCAGUUCUUUAUCACGUUCCGUUCCUGUGCUUACCUAGACAAGAAGCACACCAUCUUUGGACGGGUUGUUGGGGGUUUUGAGACACUGACCGCUAUGGAGAAUGUGGAGAGUGAUCCCAAAACUGACCGUCCUAAGGAAGAAGUGUGCAUAUGUACCACAACGGUGUUUGUGGACCCCUAUGAAGAGGCCGAUGCCCAGAUUGCCCAGGAGCGGAAGAAGACACAGCACCAAGCGGCCCCAGAGGCCAAGGUCAAGACAAGCCAGCCCCAGCCUGGAAGCCAGGGCCCCCAAACAUACCGCCAGGGGGAAACGAGCAGCAGAGGAAGAACCAUCAACCAGCACAGCUGUCCCUGUGACCAAGAAAAAGCCCAGCCGGGGAUUUGGAGACUUCAGUUCCUGGUAGCGCAGACUGACCCCCAUGGAUCCUGCAGGUGGUGUCAGAGAAGCAUCAGGACCCCAGAAGAAGCUGAGACCCUCAAAGCCCUUUGCUUCCAGUGGAUGCUGCAAGAAACCCCGGCUCAUCCCUCCACAAGGCCCCGCCUCCUAGACAGCGAGUACUGCAGAAAUGUGGCAUUUGACAUCAGAAGCUUUAUUUUUAUACCUCACACAGACACAGGACCAAGGGCUGACAGCUUUGGCCAAGGGACAGAGAGGCCGAAGGCAGUUCCAUGCUUGAACUUGGCAGUCCUGCUCCUCAUGGUGAACUUCAGCUGCUUCCAAGUCACUGGUCAGCUUUACCAGCAGCCUACACCUGUCCCCACGGGCAGCCACAUGCUCAUCUACUCUUGUCCUCCAGGAUAGAGGACAGGGCCCACCAAGGGCCUGUUACAAAUGAGGGCUUUGAUUUCUGCAGCUUGUGGAGAGCUUAAAUCGUAGCUUUUUAGAUAUUAAAACCACUUGGAUUUUGAAACUGCCUGACAAGGUCAUCAGGGAAAAUAAAGGAGUUUGGGGGAAAAAAAAUUCAUUUCUGAUCCUUCAAAUAUCUGAAUAAUACCAUCAAGAAUAAGCAUUAAGGUAUAAAAAUACUAUAUAUAUCCUAACAAAAAAAGCAACAAAACUAAACCACAUUUCUAAAGCAAAGUGCUGGAGCACACCACAGAUGGGUAUACGACCUGGCACCACCUCCCACUGUUCUCAAGGGAAAAGUUUUAAAUAAUUUAAAGUCAAGGAAUGCUACUGUUCAGGAAUUUAAGAGGGUGGAACAAUUUAGCACAUAACUAGUACAUCUGGUUCUGGCCUUUUUAUCACUUCCCCUGGAGCCAGCUCACGGUCAGUUCAUUUGGUUUAAAAAGUUUAUAUUUUACCAGAAGACCAACAAAAAAAUUCAUAAAAAUUUUGAUAUCCAUUACCAAAAAAUUAGAAAAUAAGUCAUAAAGAAGACUAGUAAAAAAUUUCCCAUCAAUGCUAUCACAAAAGACAAUACAAAGUGCUCAAGUUGAAGGGGCAGUAAGCUUGCCCAGAACAUAGAAAAGCUUUAAAUAUAAUCUUAGUAUAUACAAAAACUGGUCAGAAGGCUUCUAGAAGAUUCUUCUGUUUAAGAGGGGCAUCUAUGGAGACGUACCCAGUCUGCCCUUGCUCUCCCUCCCACCCCUGCCAGGCUAGUGACACCUGGUCCCCCAAGCAUUGGCCACCAAGUUCCCACUUGCAAGAGGACUGACAACUAGCAAGGAAGUAUCCACUUUCAGCUGACUGUUCAUAUAGCGUUCACUCCUUGGGCAAGGAAGGUGUCUGCCCUCCACAGUUCCAUGUACAGGGACUGAAAUCAGACUGCUGCUUCAUGUGCCAGCCAUGAGGGAAGCAUCUUCAGGUUUCAGACCACUGCAGCAGAAGCCCUACUGGGUGGAGUGACACCUUGCUCUGGGACGCCUUAGUUGUCAGGUAACUCAGCAACACAGGAUGACACAGGACAUGCUGGGCCAGCCUCAUUCUGCAGAGAGCUAGGGAACUAGCUGGACCAGAUGCAGAGGCUUAGACCAUGCAAACAUGUCCUCCUUUUCCCAAAGUGAUUUGCCACUGUUAAUCCUGCCAUGCCAACGUGUCUCAGUUAUGUGCCUACCCAGCCACUGGGCCCAGUGUCACAGUAUUUCCUAUAUUACCAGGCUUCCAAUCUUGGUCAAAGAGGUGGCACCAAAAUGUAGGCUCUGGAGUGAGCAGCGAACUGGAGCGUCCGAACCCAGUGCCUAUGCUGGCCACAGGGUCUGGGUUUAGGAGAGAUUUGGGACUGGGAGCUCAAAGGACUAGAAACUACUAUCCUCAUCCAGCUUGCUCUUGCUGCCCCUAGACCAUCCAUGGGCAGUUCUAGAGCAGCAGGGGCUGUGAGCUUUCUAGGCACACUUCUCUCCCAGCUCACUGGCUCUUGGCCUUCCCAGGCCCUCUUCCUGCCCCUCUGCCUUGUGUUAGGGUACAAAAGGUUGAAAACCCAAAACUUAUCUGGGAAUGUGUUCUGGCCUCCAUCCUCUGCAAACUGGCCACUCCCUGCAGAGGCCUUGGAGGAUGGCAGGCUAUGACUUAAAAUCUGCACUGGAGAUGCAGUGCUUGGGGGAUGGUCCAGGUUCUGUGUCAGGCUAUGAGAUGACUCCAGGCAGGGAGACUGAUCUCCCCAGCAAACCAGCUCUUUCCUUUAUAAUAGCCUGUCUCUCGACUUUUAACCUUUUGUUAAAAAAAAAAAAAAAA
Molecule: messenger RNA, 3913 nt
Organism: Nannospalax galili (Upper Galilee mountains blind mole rat)
Lineage: Eukaryota; Metazoa; Chordata; Mammalia; Rodentia; Spalacidae
Gene: Ppil2
Product: peptidylprolyl isomerase like 2
Exons: 21
Coding region: 107-2041 (644 amino acids)
Biological process (GO): protein folding; protein polyubiquitination; protein peptidyl-prolyl isomerization
Cellular component (GO): catalytic step 2 spliceosome
Molecular function (GO): peptidyl-prolyl cis-trans isomerase activity; ubiquitin-ubiquitin ligase activity
Source: RefSeq, a predicted model, not a curated record